CCUAUUUUGGCGGCCGUGCGCAGCGCCAGUAGGCAACCAUGUGCCGAGGCUGACGGCGAAACGCACUUGCAGGCGAAGCAGCUGCGACAGCCACGACAACGCGAGCGAAGAAGCUGCUGGGCCGCUGGGGCCAGCGUGUCAGCAUGCAGCACAUAAGACAUCGGCGAGUGCCGGACUGCUGAACGAUGCCCGUGGACUUGAACCGCCUGGCUGAUGGCUGGCUGCAGCUGGAGAGCGAUCCAGGCCUGUUCACUCUGCUACUCGAGGACUUCGGCGUCAAGGGGGUCCAGGUGGACGAGAUCUACGACCUGCAGAAGUCCAUCGAAGGGCCCGUGUACGGCUUCAUCUUCCUCUUCAAGUGGAUCGAGGAGAGGCGUUCGCGGCGGAAGGUGGUCGUGCAGGAGGAGAAAUUUGUCGAGAAGGAGGAGAUCGUCAACUCCAUCUUCUUCGCGCACCAGAUCGUGCCCAACUCGUGCGCAACUCACUCGCUGCUGAGCAUCCUGCUGAACUGCUCCAAGAUCUACCUGGGCUCGACGCUGACGCGGCUGAAGGAGCACACGCGGCACAUGGACCCGGAGAACAAGGGCCACGCCAUUGGCAACACCCCCGAGCUGGCACGCGCACACAACACGCACGCCAAGCCCGAGCCUCCGCAGGAGAAGGGCCAUGGCGUGGCCACGGGGCGCACCCUGGAAGCAUUUCACUUCGUGAGCUACGUGCCCAUCGACGGCCGCCUCUACGAGCUGGACGGGCUCAAGCCCUUCCCCAUCGACCACGGGCCCUGGCAGCCUGGCCAGGACUGGACCGACAAGUUCCGCAUGGUGAUAACGGAACGCCUGGGGGGCGGGGACAUCCGCUUCAACCUGAUGGCGGUGGUUCCGGACCGUCGCCAGGCUUACGAGCACAAGCUGCGCACCCUCAAGACCAACCGGGGCAUCGUGCUGGAGGCCCUGCAGCACAUGGCUGAAAAAAAAGGAAAACUCACCCCAGGAGCCACGCCGCCCCGGAAUGGACCCGUUUGGUCACUCGAGGAGCCUUCGAAGCCACGACGACGACCGACUCGGUCGUGUUCAGUGCGCGAGCAACCGGCCCUGGAUGGCCACAACUAUGCCAAGAGCCCCCUGAUGGAGGCACACUCCCCCGCGGCCAGCUCGUCCUCCACGGACACGGCCUCGGAGGCCGGCAGCGCCUUCAACUCGCCUGUGCGGGCCUCUCCCCCCGGCGGGGCGUCCCAGCCGGUGGGGGCCGCCGGCGGGGACCUGGACCGCCUGGUGGUGGUGCGGCUGGGGGAGGAGCACCCCUUUGCGCCCCACGACCUGCUCGCCCUCCUCAAGACCGUCGAGGCCGAGAUCGGGGCCUGCGAGGCUGCCCUCCGGGACGAGCUCGACAGGCGGCGCAAGUACGUGGUGGAUGACUGCCGGCGCACGCACAACUACGACCAGUUCAUCUGCACGUUCCUGUCGAUGCUGGCCGAGCAGGGGCAGCUCGCAGACCUGGUGGAGCAGCAGCUGCAGCCCCGCCGCAGGCCCCCCAAGGACCGCAGCCGGCCCAGGCGCAGGCGCUGACGCUCUCUCUCCACCGGGACGGCGCUAUGUACAGGAGUCUGCCCUAGACGGACGUCUCGUUGCUGUCCCUGCGCAGAGAGAGAGUCCCUCGAGUCGUGCCGGACUUCCCUGACUCUGGUUUUUCUGCUGCAGCGACCAACGAGCCAAAGGUUCCCCGGCAUGGCUGGUCGAAGUUGCGAGGCUAAAACCUCGCCAAGUCCCCGGCGCGGCUCGCUAAGCGUCGCGCACCGGGCGGCGCACAUUCUAACGAGGUUCGCUCUCUGGAUGCGGUAAUAAACCUAGGCAAAAGAACCUGCCCGGAUUUUUACGACGGAA
Molecule: messenger RNA, 1880 nt
Organism: Ixodes scapularis (black-legged tick)
Lineage: Eukaryota; Metazoa; Arthropoda; Arachnida; Ixodida; Ixodidae
Gene: calypso
Product: ubiquitin carboxyl-terminal hydrolase BAP1
Exons: 8
Coding region: 186-1565 (459 amino acids)
Biological process (GO): protein deubiquitination; ubiquitin-dependent protein catabolic process
Cellular component (GO): cytoplasm
Molecular function (GO): cysteine-type deubiquitinase activity
Source: RefSeq, a predicted model, not a curated record